Messenger RNA from Oppia nitens, 1977 nucleotides. RefSeq lists its product as uncharacterized. NCBI's taxonomy places the organism in Eukaryota, Metazoa, Arthropoda, Arachnida, Sarcoptiformes, Oppiidae. The transcript has 7 exons. The record is from RefSeq and is a predicted model, not a curated record. Bases 1 to 1977 code for a protein of 658 amino acids.
AUGAUUAAUCUAAAGACAUUAUUUAGACUAAUACUUGUCUCACAGGAGACAAUGAUUAACUGGUGUAUAACAAUGGGUUUAUUAUUAGCAACUAAAAAUUGUCCCAUUUGUGACAACGAAAUGAAGAUAAUUGUCAAACAAUUAUCGUACCGGUGCCACCAAAAGCAUGGACAACCUCAUGAUUAUAGACUAAGUGCUUUGAAUAAUACUAGGUUUUCUGGAUCAAAGUUUAGCAUUGAAAACAUAAUAAUCUUGACGUACCUGUUUUCGGUCGGCACAACAAAAUAUGAGGACAUUAAACGAGAAACAAGUGAUUUAAUUAAAACAACAUCUCAUAACACUAUAAGUGAUUGGCUUAACUUUUGUCGAGAAGUGGUAUUUGAUUGGGUCGAAAAAUAUCAAUCAGUUGAUCUCUUAGGAGGAGAAGGAGUUGUCGUAGAAAUUGACGAAACAAAAGUUGGUAAAAGAAAGUACAAUAGAGGUCGACUAGUUGAUGGGACGUGGAUUUUAGGUUUAGUUGAGAUUCAAAUAGGAGCUAAUUGUCGACGUGGAGGUAGAUUUCGUUUAGAAAUAUGUCCCCUAAAUAAAAGAGAUGCCGACACUCUUUUACCUUUGAUACGUAAGCAUGUAAAAAUUGGGACAACUAUUGUGUCUGACUGUUGGGCUGGAUAUUAUAGACUAACAGACAAUGGUUUUGUCCAUUUUACUGUGAAUCAUUCGAAAGAAUCAAUGGGGAUAUGUAUACCAUUAUCAGUGAUCUGGUGGACAUACAAUAAGCCGUUGUUGUUGUCAUCAUCAGCGGUUAACUACUGGCAAUCGUUACGGACAAAGUCCAGUAGUAGCCGACAAUUGUCUACAAAAACAAACAAUCGGUAUCAGUGUCUUAGAUCGGCAGCGCUUAUGAACCCAGGCGUCGAUGGUAUCGAUAUGAUUGUCAUGAAAAACCAGUGCAUCCGAUCGGUAGGUCGCGUUAUACGGCCAUCAAUGGAAGAUAUUCGGGUAUUUCAUUCGGAUGGAACCGGCGUUUUUGUUGGCGACAAUAGUCUACUGUUAACCUGUUAUCAUGUGGUCGUACAGCUACCGGUAGUUUGGGUCGAAUUUGUGAUAAGUUACGAGAAUCGGAUGGCAAAAAAAUGUUUAAUUAAGGCCGACGUUGUCUAUUGUGAACCGCACUGUGAUUUAGCACUACUUCAUCUCCAGAGUUUACCGUCUGAAGUGUCCGACCGGCCGACUAUACUGACGAUAACCAACAAACUGGCAGCCGAUAAAAGUAUCGGAUUCGGUGCACCGGUAGCUAUGCUCGGCAAUGGCAAUGAUAUACACUAUGAACUACAUCCGGGUAUGAUUAGGACACCACUGGUCGACAAAAAUAUGACACCCUAUAUGUAUUACGUUAGAAUAUCAACCGGUAGCGAACAAUUACCGAUCAUAGCCACUAAUAUGGUCACUGUUCCGGGUUUUUCGGGAAGUCCUGCAAUCGAUAUCAAUGGCAAAUUGUGUGGUCUUGUUUGGGGCGGUAUUAGUGAACGAUUUUUUAUAAGCUAUGCUAUCGAUUAUAAAACAUUGUCAGCGUUUUUCAAUAGGGCUAUAGUUUAUGGAAGAGAGGGUAGAAAUCAAACCCGUCUAAGAAAACGAUUUGAAUGGGAUAUUCAGUCCAAUAGACGACUAAUGGGUCUAAUAGUUGAUUCAAAACCAUUUUCCGGUUGUUUUACUGUACAGUCGGCACUUCCGAUGGCCUCAACUAAUGCAAUUGGUAUUAUUGGUAGACGUAUUUGUUUAGUUAACGGUCAGGUAUGCAAUACUGUCGAUGAUAUUCGAUUGGCUAUCAAUAAUAGAUUGGAAAUCAAAGUGACCAUUAGGUCUACCAUAGAUGAUGACAGUAGUAGUGAUAGUAAGGACAGUAUGAAAACCAUUGACAUCAAUACUAUAGAAACCAUCGAUGAACAGGACAUUAGUAUUAUGCCAUUAGUUUUCUGA